AUGUGUCCGGAGAUUUUAACAGCUCCAAUUUCCACCACCCUUAGAGCCGCCGUCACUUUUUUGCUCCGGGAAGUUCAUGUCACUGGAGAAAAUCUUCCGGGUGUUCUCCGUCGACGACCCCGGCUACUCACAAAGUGUGUAGACAAGCAUCUCCGACCGACCCUUUACUUUUUACAGAGUAGUAUUGGUAUUGAAGAUGUUUCAAAAUGUGCGAGUUUGCUAUCUUGUUCUGUGGAGACUAAGUUUAUACCGCGAUUGGAUUACUUUCAGAGAAUUGGGUUUUCGAGGAGAGAUGCGAAAGUGAUGUUUCGGAGGUUUCCUUCGUUGUUUUGUUACAGUAUAGAGGAGAAUUUGGAGCCGAAAUUCGAUUACUUUGUGGUGGAAAUGGGGAGGGAGAUGAUGGAAUUGAAUGUGUUUCCUCAGUAUUUCUCGUUUAGUUUAGAGAAGAGGAUAAAGCCAAGGCAUAUGAUGUGUGUUGAGAAAGGUGUGUGCUUGUCAUUGCCUGUGAUGUUGAAGUCCCACGAAUCGCGAUUUCGUGAUAGGCUGGAAGUUUGUUGUUGCUCUUCUAUGCCGGUGAGACAAUCUCCCUUUUGGUACUGUACAAAAUUUGAUCAUAAUGUAACAUAG
Solanum verrucosum is the source of this 627-nucleotide messenger RNA. RefSeq names its product transcription termination factor MTEF1, chloroplastic-like. Bases 1 to 627 code for a protein of 208 amino acids. Gene Ontology annotation, molecular function: double-stranded DNA binding. The transcript has a single exon. Gene Ontology annotation, biological process: regulation of DNA-templated transcription. NCBI's taxonomy places the organism in Eukaryota, Viridiplantae, Streptophyta, Magnoliopsida, Solanales, Solanaceae. The record is from RefSeq and is a predicted model, not a curated record.